CAAUCGUGUUCUUCCCCACUUUCUUCAUUUCCCUGAGAUUGGAUUUUCGCGGUGGUCAUGACGGUGGACGACGAUAGCUCGAUAUACGUCGGUGGCCUUCCUUAUGACGCAACCGAGGAUAGCUUGCGCAGAAUCUUCGAUUUGUACGGGGCCGUCGUCGCUGUUAAGAUUAUCAAUGAUCGUAGUACUAGAGGAAAGUGCUAUGGGUUUGUUACCUUUACAAACCCUCGAUCUGCUAUUGAUGCCAUCAAAGACAUGGAUGGAAGGACUAUUGAAGGGCGAGUUGUCAGAGUUAAUGGAGUGAAUACUAGAGGUGGUGGAAGGUUUGGUAGAGAAAGUAAUCGGUUUGAUGUAGAGAGAGAUGUGAAUUGGGAGAGGGAUAGAGAUCGAGGGAGGGAUUAUGAGCAUGACAGAUAUCGUCGUAGAGGUAGAAAUAAUGACUGGUCUAGAGAGCGUGAUCGGUCUCGAGAACAUGAUCUGGACAAGGAAAGAGUAUAUGAGCAUUCACAAGAUCGUGAUCUACCAAAGGAUAUAUUGUUAGAUAGGAAUCCUGAGUUGGAAAAAAUUCCGAAGGCUAAUGAGCAGGAACGUGAUUUGAAGUUGAGCCAUGGUCAAGAUUGGGAAAAGGAUCACGAUGCAGAUUGGAAUGGAGGUGGAGGCAUUGACAACACUGAUGAUUAUGAUAAAAGCCUUGGUAGUGAUAGAGAUCAACUCUCUAGGAGAGAUAACGGUCUUGCGAUUGAAGGUCGAACUGCUCGGGAACUUUCAUCUGAUUCUAGUGAUGAUUAUAUCCAUGAAUUAAAGGAACAACUGGAGAUAUCAACAGAAAGAUUUGAAGAACUUAGAAAAGAGAUUUCUCAAAUAGAGGAGAGGACUGGAGAGAAGGGUAAACUUGUGGUUGAGUUGCAAAAGAAAGCCAAGAAACUGGAAGAUGCGUUGAUCAGUGCAAAGAAACGCUCUUCAUUCCGUCAGAUGCAGCUGACCAAGCUCCAUAAAAGCUUUCUUUUAGUGAAGGAUUAUUCUGAGAGACUUAAAAUCAGUGAACAAGAACUUCAGGCUCUAGUUGAAUCAACUGCAAUAGAAAGUGAUGUUGGAUGAAUUAUGAAGUUCCAGCUAAUUGCAGUUCCAGUCAUAAGCUGAAAAGGCUGCACUGGUCGGGGUAGUCGUCGUCUUCUGUUGAUACUGAUGACAAGUUGUGAUGUAGAAUUUGUUUGUAACUUAACUUCUCCCAAGAUUAAGCUGUCCCUCUCUUUCAUGGUACGUUCACAAUCAACUAUGAACAUGUUUUUACUUGCCAUUGGCAUCUUCAGAGGUUCAUUGCUUCACUGUUGUCAAGUUAGGUAGGUAAAGAUAUAUGCUGAAAAUUAAUUCCAACUUCCAAAUAGUUUUUCCAGCUUGCCUGAAGUUCCUUCCCAUGAAUGCAAAUUUGAAGUUUAGGUUGUAAUCCUUUUCUAAGAACAUUAUGACAUAUUUCAAACAGACUUCCGUAUCGUUAUAUCA
Cucurbita moschata (crookneck pumpkin) is the source of this 1500-nucleotide messenger RNA. Its product is annotated as U1 small nuclear ribonucleoprotein 70 kDa. Lineage: Eukaryota; Viridiplantae; Streptophyta; Magnoliopsida; Cucurbitales; Cucurbitaceae. The record is from RefSeq and is a predicted model, not a curated record. Gene Ontology annotation, molecular function: mRNA binding. The coding region runs from base 58 to 1098 and encodes 346 amino acids. The transcript has 9 exons.